AUGUUAUCCCAGCGUUUAUUCACAUUAGCAACAGCUCAAGAGUUAGCAAACGUUGCGAGCAUAGACAGGAAACAUGUGGAAGUGGAACCAGGUGUCAGCAAUAUGGUGGGCAACGAUAACAUGGAUGCGUAUGACGACAAACUGGCCAGCGAAGCAGUGGACAGCCUUCAAUUGCAGAUCAAAGAUUUUGGAGAUCUGGAAAAGGAGGAGUGGUAUCAUGGAUGCUUGCCAUUCGAGGACAUAGUUGGGCUCCUCAAAAAUGACGGGGAUUUUCUUAUACGCGAACUCGAACCCGAAGGAGAUCGGCAAGCAAUG
Messenger RNA from Ostertagia ostertagi, 315 nucleotides. The record is from the annotation of a GenBank genome assembly. NCBI's taxonomy places the organism in Eukaryota, Metazoa, Nematoda, Chromadorea, Rhabditida, Trichostrongylidae.